GAUCAAGCAGUGAGUGAGCGAACGAGCGAACGGGGGCCUUCGUCGACGCGGGGGCGGGUAACAAGAAACCGUGCGAUUUCACGGUCGUCGCUUCGUCCUCUUUCUCCUCCGCUGCUGCUGCUUUCUGCCAUGGAGAACCCUCGCUCUCCCGCUCCCAAGCCCCGCAUUUCCUCCUCGAUCCCUUACUACCUCUUCGAUAUGCCUCCGCGCGCCUCCCCCCGCACCGUCUACAGCGAUCGAUUCAUCCCCAGCCGCGCCGGAUCCAACUUCGCCCUCUUCGGCGUCUCGUCCCCGCCUUCUGCCGCCUCGUCUGACGCCGGAAGGGAGGACGGAUCUGGAGCCUACGCUUCGCUCCUGAGGGCUGUCCUCUUUGGAGCAGAUCAGCCCGCCACGCCCGACCUCUCGCCGGGGGUGGCUGGGAGGGUUUCCUCGUCUACCUCGACAUCCUCUUCGUCUUCGUCGGCGUUUUCGACUCCCAGUGGCAAUAUGUUUCGGUAUAAGGUUGACGUGCCCCGGCGAUCCCUUGCGGCGCAGUUUGAGGAUGGGCUUCCAGGGUUCUCGCAUUUCCACCCGAGGGCGCCGAGGAAGGUGCCAAAAUCACCUUACAAGGUGCUAGAUGCGCCGGCGUUGCAAGAUGAUUUCUACCUAAACCUUGUUGAUUGGUCUUCGCACAAUGUGUUGGCUGUUGGUUUGGGUAAUUGCGUGUACCUGUGGAAUGCCUGCAGCAGUAAGGUUACCAAACUUUGUGAUUUGGGCGUCGAUGACAGUGUGUGUUCUGUUGGAUGGGCACAGAGGGGAAAUCACUUGGCUGUUGGCACUAACAUGGGGAAAGUUCAGAUAUGGGAUGCAUCUCGUUGUCGGAGGAUAAGGACAAUGGAGAGCCAUCGUUUGCGAGUUGGAGCUCUUGCAUGGAGCUCGUCUCUACUAUCCUCAGGUAGCAGAGACAAGAUAAUUCUUCAACGAGAUAUUCGUGUUCAAGAAGAUUUUGUGAGCAAGUUGUCGGGGCACAAAUCUGAGGUUUGUGGCUUGAAGUGGUCUCAUGAUAAUAGAGAACUUGCUUCUGGUGGAAAUGAUAACCGACUUUUUGUAUGGAAUCAACAUUCAUCACAGCCAGUAUUAAAGUAUUGUGAGCAUACAGCAGCAGUUAAAGCAAUUGCUUGGUCACCUCAUGUGCAUGGACUACUAGCAUCUGGUGGAGGAACUGCAGAUCGAUGUAUUCGUUUCUGGAACACUACCACAAACUCUCACUUGAACUGCAUUGACACUGGGAGUCAGGUUUGCAACCUUGUGUGGUCGAAGAAUGUUAAUGAACUUGUCAGCACACAUGGUUAUUCCCAAAACCAAAUAAUUGUUUGGAGAUACCCAACCAUGUCUAAGCUUGCAACACUCAUAGGCCAUACCUAUAGGGUUUUGUACCUUGCUAUCUCCCCCGAUGGACAAACUAUUGUCACUGGUGCUGGUGACGAAACACUACGAUUCUGGAAUGUAUUUCCAUCUCCUAAAUCUCAGAACACCGGCAGUGAUAUUGGAGCAAGAUCGUUUGGUAGAAGUCACAUCCGGUGAUCGCAACGUCAAAAAAUCUCGGCCCCUUUCCAUGCUCAUUUUGUGUAGCCGCUAAAUCCUUGUAACAUGAAAUUGUAAAUUAGUUCCUACUUUCCUAUGUUGAUAUUGUGUUGCCACGGCCACUCAUGUCCUGUCGUAUAUAUUUACUCAAGAGUCGCACGCUAAAAAAAUUUGACAGGAUCCAUUCACAA
This is a messenger RNA of Zingiber officinale, 1754 nucleotides long. RefSeq names its product protein FIZZY-RELATED 2-like. The record is from RefSeq and is a predicted model, not a curated record. NCBI's taxonomy places the organism in Eukaryota, Viridiplantae, Streptophyta, Magnoliopsida, Zingiberales, Zingiberaceae. The coding region runs from base 130 to 1563 and encodes 477 amino acids. Gene Ontology annotation, molecular function: protein binding; anaphase-promoting complex binding; ubiquitin ligase activator activity. Gene Ontology annotation, cellular component: anaphase-promoting complex. The transcript is spliced from 10 exons. Gene Ontology annotation, biological process: positive regulation of anaphase-promoting complex-dependent catabolic process; positive regulation of ubiquitin protein ligase activity; anaphase-promoting complex-dependent catabolic process.